This is a messenger RNA of Abrus precatorius (Indian licorice), 1874 nucleotides long. Its product is annotated as peroxisomal membrane protein PEX14-like. The record is from RefSeq and is a predicted model, not a curated record. Gene Ontology annotation, cellular component: peroxisomal importomer complex; peroxisomal membrane. Gene Ontology annotation, biological process: protein import into peroxisome matrix, docking. Gene Ontology annotation, molecular function: signaling receptor binding. Bases 195 to 1583 code for a protein of 462 amino acids. NCBI's taxonomy places the organism in Eukaryota, Viridiplantae, Streptophyta, Magnoliopsida, Fabales, Fabaceae. The transcript has 12 exons.
UUUAUGUUGCAGUUCCUUGAGCUGAGAUGAGCUAAAACAGACCUGAAUAGAUGGAGGUGCGCAUGAUUACCGAAUCCCCUUCUCCUAUUUCCACUGCUCCAAAACACAGAUGCUGAAAUUGGGAUCAGCAUAAUACUGGAGCAGAGCUUGUUAAAGGGAGUUCAAACACAUUGGUCUUUGUGAACUCAGAACCAAUGAGGGAGGAACAAUUUCAGAAUGCUGUGAAAUUUCUAUCACACCCGACGGUUAGAAGUUCCCCUGUCGCCCGCAGGCGAUCAUUUCUGGAGGAGAAGGGCCUCACCAAGGAGGAGAUAGAUGAAGCAUUUCGGCGUGUGCCUGAUUCACCUUCAAGUGUGCAGACAGCUGGUGUAAGUCAAGAGGGACAGUUGAAGGCAUCAUCAGACAUUCAGUUGCAAGGCCAACCACAGGCUUUGCAGCCGGUUGCACCAGCUUCCACUGGUGUUACUACUUCGUUGGGAAUGUUAUCACGCCGUAGUUUUCACUGGUCACAUGCCCUUAUUGCGGUUGGAUUACUAGCUGCUUCAAGUGUUGGAACGGUUAUGCUAAUUAAGAAUUUAGUUCUCCCUCGGUUAAAAUCCUGGAUACGCAAUGUUGUCCUAGAAGAGGAAUAUGACCAAUUAAAGAGACCAGGCUCAAAAUCAACAUUGGCAGAAGAAGCUGCACAGGCUGCAAAAGCAGCUGCAGCUGCAGCUGCUGACAUGGCAAAUGCAUGCCAAGAACUACUGACUUCAGAAAGUGAAGUGAAGAGAUAUUUUGUGGAAGUUGUGAGCCUUUUGGAUAAGCAAGUGCAGGAAAUGAAGUUGAUGACUAAUGAAAUAACAAGAUUGGAAGCUGCUAGUGGACUCUCUGUCUCAAGGCAAGAAGGUGUAGUCACUCAAGGAAGUUCAAAGAUACCGCAACUGAUUGUGAAUGGAAAGUCAGACUAUAAGUCCCGGUCAGUGAAAUCUUCAUCCCCCUCUGCAUCUGUUGAACCAUCCAGUGCUCCUCAUCCUAAAUCAUAUAUGGAGAUAAUGGCCAUGAUCCAAAGAGGGGAGAAGCCUUCUAACAUUAGAGAUAUUGAUGAUUCACCCCCCAACCCUUAUCAGCAACCAUCAAAGCCACGCUUAGCACCUAGAGCCAAGCCUUGGGAAGUCAGUCAGGCACUAAUCACCUCUACCCAAGUCAUUCAUUCUCAAGUAAAUGGCAAGGACUUGAAUUCCAAGGUCCAAGAGAUUGGCGACAACCAAGUACCCUGGUUGCAAACGAAGAACGUCAGAAUCAAAGAGAUUGAUAACGAAAUUGAGUAUAAUGGAUCACCUUCUGUCUCCAGUGUGCAGCCAGUUCAACGAGUAUGGGUUCCCCCUCAGCCUCCUCCCGUAGUAAUGCCAGAGGCUGCAGAAGCAAUCAGACGCCCAAAACCAGUAGUCCAAAAGGAAGUGACACCGGAUGAUCGAUCAGUACCUCAUUCUUCAGACAUGUCUAACGGAUUCAAAUCUGAAGGUGCAAUAGAAGGCAGCAGCGUCAAGCCCCUAGUCAACUCUGGAGAGAUUCAAGAUCAUGAAGUCAGUUAUGAAGAGAAAUGACGGUAGAUCUUUGCUAAUCUUCUUGAUUCAUCGUAAGUUCAUAACAAUAGAUGAAGUUGGAAAUAGAUCUUGAAUUAGUCUCAAGUUCAGGAUAAAGCCUUGAUUUAAUUCGAUUCUUAUUUCAUAGUCAUGUAUUCUGUAAUAUGAGGGUUCAAAUGUUAAUAGUCAGUGGUUACCGCGUUCCCAUCCUAAACUAUCAUUUCAGUUUCACUUUAUAGAUGCAACAUCAUGUUGAUUGUUCCUUUUUUAUUCUGCUGUUAUUUGACCAAAAUAUUAUAGACGUUUUUUAAC